Molecule: messenger RNA, 1910 nt
Organism: Ruditapes philippinarum (Manila clam)
Lineage: Eukaryota; Metazoa; Mollusca; Bivalvia; Venerida; Veneridae
Product: fructose-bisphosphate aldolase-like
Biological process (GO): glycolytic process; fructose 1,6-bisphosphate metabolic process
Cellular component (GO): cytosol
Molecular function (GO): fructose-bisphosphate aldolase activity
Source: RefSeq, a predicted model, not a curated record
UACGUCGAUACUCAUUGUCUGGAAAUGUGUUCUUAAAAUAGGCGAACACACGCAGUCUUAUCAAGCUAUGAUGGAAAAUGCCAAUUUGUUGUACUGUAUGCCAGUAUCUGUCAAAUGAAUGGACUGGUUCCAAUUGUUGAACCGGAAGUUCUUUGUGACGGGGAACAUGAUUUGUACACGGCACAGAAAGUUACAGAACAGGUACUUGCCUUCCAAUACAAAGCGCUGAGUGACCAUCACGUUUUCUUGGAAGGUACUUUACUUAAACCAAACAUGGUGACAGCGGGUCAGAGCUGUAGCAAAAUUACUGCUGAGCAAAUUGCAAAGGCUACCGUAGAAGCGUUGAGUAGAGCUGUUCCUCCAGCCAUGCCAGGUGUUGUCUUCCUAUCCGGUGGUCAGUCAGAAGAAGAUGCGACGUUAAAUCUAAAUGCCAUUAAUGCCAGCCCUGGACCUAAACCCUGGGCUCUUACCUUCUCAUUUUGUAGAGCCUUACAGGCCAGUGUGCUUAAGGCUUGGAAAGGAAACGAUGCUAAUCGUGCGGAGGCCCAGAAAAUGCUUAUUACAAGAGCAAAGGCAAACGGUCUCGCAGCCUUAGGGCAAUACAAGGGCGGAAUGACUACGGCAGCCGGCGGGGAAUCACUUUUUGUUGCCAAGCAUCAAUAUUAGAAUACAUACUUUUUGUAUAUAUAUCUGGGAUAUAUUCAUGAUAAAAAUAUAUGGGACCAACUGAAAUCUACGCAGUAACUAUACGUUACAGCGGGACAAAACUUUUUGAUGACUUUUGCACAUCGUAGUCAAUGCUUUGUUCGUCUUUGGUUGUAAUCACAUGUGCAUGCAAUCAGUUUUAUGGUGCAUUUAUGUUCAAAACGUUAUUAAUUUGAUAGGCAAAAUAUGUAACCAAAAAACCUUAAUCAGAUCCUGGAGAGUUUAACCAAUUCUUAUAAAUACUGGUAGAUAUUGCACUCUUGUUUCAUUUUUUAAUGAUUCCUUAUAAGUUUGUUACCAUUAAUUGUUAAGAUUACUUGUAUGCGAUCCAAUUCUUCAGUGUUUUGUUAACCAGUCACUUUAAAAUGUCCGUGCCUUUUUAAGGAGGAGAAAGGAAAACACGUGCCAUAUAAGUGAAUUGCACACAAAAGCAGUAAAAGCCUAGCUUAUGAAUCAAUAUUUCUUUCACUUUCAAAAACAGUAAUAACAUUCGUUUAAUAUUGAACUGUUUAAACUUUGAAUAUUUACACUUUCUUCAGACAUUUGAUAUUAUUAAUCGAACACGUAGCGUAAGAAUAGGACGCCUAGUGUUACAUUGGAACACCUAGUUUAAUGGAACACCUAGUGUAACGAUUGGAUACAGUGUAACUAAUGAAAAUGCAUUGUAACAACUGAGCAUCAAUGGUAACAGUUGAAUACCCUGUGUAACAUUUGAACAGCUAGUAUAACAAUGGAACAAAAAGUGUAACACCGGAAAAUAUAGCGUAACAAUGUAACAUAAAGUAACAAUGACCUUGUAAGUGUAACAAUGGAUAACCUGGUGUAACAGUUUACAUUGUAUAGCAGUAUUUAAAUUUAGAAGAUCAUCUUUAAUUCUUUUAUAAUUCACCAUCAAGAUUAUUUUACUUAUUCGGUUAUGGUCAAAGUGAUCAGAAGAAUUUUUGUUAUGUAAUCUUUUGAAGGCGGGAAAAUACAUAUUUUUUGCAUUGAAUUCUGUAAAAUGACAAUGUCUUUCUUUGAUACAUGAUAGAUUAUUUUAUCAUUGUCCAUGCUUGUUGUGCUUUAUGUUAUAUUUAAUCAUGGUUACUACGUUUUUAUUUGUCGUUUGGUUAAAACAAUAAAAUUAGAUAUAGCAAUUUAUGAUAAUUAUACGGAAUGCUUCUUAUCAUGUCAUUUUAAAAAUGCGAAUAAAGAGAUUCCUCUGA